Messenger RNA from Trichomycterus rosablanca, 1379 nucleotides. It is a transcript of the gene sh2d4bb, whose product is annotated as SH2 domain containing 4Bb. Lineage: Eukaryota; Metazoa; Chordata; Actinopteri; Siluriformes; Trichomycteridae. Gene Ontology annotation, cellular component: cytoplasm. The coding region runs from base 1 to 1362 and encodes 453 amino acids. The transcript has 8 exons. The record is from RefSeq and is a predicted model, not a curated record.
AUGAUGCAGCAAAUUCUACAAGAUAUGUACAUUGAUCCAGACCUGCUUAGCGAGCUGAACGAGGAGCAGAAGCAGAUCCUCUUCUACAAGAUCCGAGAGGAGCAGGUGCGCAGAUGGAACGAGAGGGAGAGCCGAGACCCCAUCCAAAGGAAGAGUGGGCGUAGAGGCAUCCAGUGGCUGCUUGGUGUUGAUGGUGAGGUGUGGGUAUGGGUAAUGGGGGAUGCCCCAGGAGACAAGACUUAUGAUGACAUUGUGGAAAAGCUGAUGGAACAGAGAGCCAGGAAGCAAGCCCAGUUAGAAGCAAUGGAGCUAUGGCGUGUGAAGGAAGCAGAGAUUGAAAAGAAGUUUCGGGACGCCAUGGCGAAAGAGAAGGCACGCUUUAUAGCAGGAAAAUGGAAGGAGGAGAUGGAUGACAGAAAGGCAGCCAAGCACGAAGAGGAGGAAGAGGAUCGUAUUCGAGAGGAGCUAAAGAAAUGUGAACAAGAAGAGAGGCAGAAAGGCGAGGAGGAAAUCAGACAGACAGAGGAGCGACGUGCGAAGGAGCUGUUCAUCUCUCUGAAGCAGGAGGGAAAGAAAAGUGAGAGGGAUGACGAACAAUGGCAUGAACAAUUGCGCCGCUCCAAAGCGGCUGAUGAGCAAAUGAAGUGCAAGGCUCGUCGUGCCAGAGAUGAAUACAAACGCCAGUCUCUGCGAGCCAUCGAGAAGGGUUUAGUGGCAGGAAUUAGUGGACUGUUCCAGAGGACACAUCGAAACGGCUCGGGUCAGAAACGACGCCAAAGUGCCGUCAUCGAACAGUUACCCACUUCUCCUGUUGAAGCUAGCCAACCACCAGCUUCUGUUGGAAGUGCAUCCGCGACUGUCCAAUGCCGACGCAGACAGAACCGCAGAUAUAGCAGCCCAGCAACACAGUCGAUAACACAGGGCUCAACGUGGAUUCGGCCAACUAGGCCAACGUCUCGUGACUCCAUCAUACGCUGGUUUAAGGAGGAGCAGAGACCAAGAAGAGCAGGAUAUGAGAGAAGCAGUAACACCAUCGCCCCAUGGUUUCAUGGGAUCAUCUCACGUCAGGAGUCAGAGUCCCUGCUAAUGAACGCCUCUGAGGGCUCCUUCCUAGUCAGGGUGAGCGAGAGGAUCUGGGGAUACACUCUGUCCUACCGUACAGCCUCUGGCUAUAAACACUUCCUUAUUGAUGCUUCAGGUGAUUUCUACAGCUUCCUCGGGGUGGAUCAGAAUCGGCACACCACCUUAGCAGACCUCGUCGACUUCCAUAGGGAGGAAGUGAUAACCACAUCUGGAGGAGAGCUACUGCAGGACUCGUGUAAGAUGAAAGGCACUACGCCAGAUUAUGGAGGACUUUUUUAGUGAGCUUUUCCCUCCGU